Messenger RNA from Ochotona curzoniae (black-lipped pika), 1839 nucleotides. RefSeq names its product disintegrin and metalloproteinase domain-containing protein 29-like. The record is from RefSeq and is a predicted model, not a curated record. Gene Ontology annotation, molecular function: metalloendopeptidase activity. Gene Ontology annotation, biological process: male gonad development; proteolysis. Lineage: Eukaryota; Metazoa; Chordata; Mammalia; Lagomorpha; Ochotonidae. Gene Ontology annotation, cellular component: plasma membrane; external side of plasma membrane; sperm head plasma membrane.
AUGAUGCUGGCAGUGGGAUGGGUCACCCUCUUCCUGCUGGGGCUCUGUGUGCUUCCUGCCGGCCUGUGCUCCCCUGGCCGUCCCACGUGGCACUACACUGAAUCUGAGGUGGUGAUUCCUAGGAAGGAGAUGCACCCUGGCAAAGGUGUUGAGCUGUCAGGCUGGGUCUUCUACAGCCUGCACUUUGGGGGCCAAAGACACGUCAUCCACCUUCGGAGCAAGAAGCUUAUUUGGCCCAGACACCUGCUAAUGAUGACCCAGGAUGACCAAGGAGCCUUGCAGAUGGACUACCCUUACAUUCCAACGGACUGUUACUACUUUGGCUACUUGGAGGACAUCCCUCUGUCCACUGUCACCAUUGACGCGUGCUAUGGAGGCUUGUCAGGCCGACAUUACCUACAAUUAGCUAUUGUGAGUGCCCAGGGCCAUGGGAGAUUCAUGGGUUUGCAUUUUGAUUCUAUUUAUUGUGCAUGCAAUAGAAGAACCACCUGUUUAAUGCACCAAUCCUUCCAAUUGACAGAUUCCUUCAGCAACUGUUCCUUCACAUGCUAAAUUAUGCAAUUGGGUAUUACACAUCCGUGCUUUUAUUUGGACUAUACCUACUACAAUAAAACCCUGCUACAGGAUCGCUGUGGCAACUACGAGGUGGAAGGAAACGAGCAAUGUGACUGCGGCUCCUUUAAGCAGUGUUAUGCCAAUCCAUGUUGUCAAAAUGACUGUCGGUUCUCACCUGGAAGUGUUUGUAAUAAAGAAAAAUGCUGCACAAACUGCACCUACUCCCCUUCUGGAACUCUCUGCAGACCCAUCAUGAACACAUGUGACCUUCCAGAAUACUGCACCGGGUCCGCAUUCACGUGCCCUGAUGAUUUUUAUGUUCAAGAUGGAACACCGUGCACUGAGGAGGGCUACUGCUACCACGGGAACUGCAGUGACCCCAAUAUGCACUGCAAAGAGAUCUUUGGCGAAGGUGCACAUAAUGGUCAUGACAGCUGCUAUGACGUGAACACCAUAGGGUUCCGAUUUGGCUUUUGUUCUAGACAUUAUCCGGCACUACAUGGUGCGUGUACUCCGCUGCACAAGAAGUGUGGGAGGCUGCAGUGCACCAAUGUCAGCACUGUCCCCAAGCUGCAGGAUCAUGUUUCCUUCCACCAGACUAUGUAUGAUAAUGUCUACUGCUUCGGGUUAGAUCGACACCGUGCGACAGGAGCCAGUGAUGUUGGACACGUGAGAAGUGGCACUCCCUGUGCUGACGGGCUUUUCUGCAUCAACUUCCAAUGUAAUGGGACAAUGGCUGAACUGCAGUAUGACUGCACCCCUGAGAAGUGCAGCUUCCGAGGAGUUUGCAACAAUAGAAAGCACUGCCACUGCCAUGUGGGCUGGAGUCCCCCACUGUGCCUCAGUACUGGUCCUGGUGGGAGUUCAGACAGCGGCCCUCCGCCCAGAAGAGUCCGUGAAAUAAGAAGCAGCCUGGAACCGAUCUACAUUUGGAGAGUGAUCCUUGGUCGUAUUUGUGCUUUAAUUUGUGCACUGCUCUUCGGGGUAGCCACAAACGUGCGAACCGUUAAAAUUACCACGGUUAAACAACAAGAAAUCCCUGAAAAACCUCAACCACAGUAAAGUGGCAGUUGGCCUCCGGACCCCUGUGCAAAUGUAGAGACUGUGAUGGGAACAUCUGUGAGUCAGUGGGAGAAGCUACACUGUUCAGGAUCAUGUGCCCUGAAGGCUGCAGGGCACACAGGGGUCCUUCCUUCACCCAGGAGGAGAUGGGAGGUCUGGAUUUGUGUCACCAGUUCGCCCUGGUGGGUGCUGGUGCUCACCUGAAAUAAACCUCCAAGACCU